AUGGUCUAUAGAAAGGUGAAGCUGGGUGAGGACACAUUCAACCGAGCAAAGCUGCUUAAUGUUGGCUACACAGAGGCUCUAAAGGAUGCUGAAUACGACUGCUUCAUCUUUAGUGAUGUGGACCUGAUCCCUAUGGACGACCGGAACCUCUAUCACUGUAACGACCAGCCAAGACACUUCGCUAUUGCAAUGGAUAAGUUCGGCUUCAGGUUGCCCUAUGCUGGCUACUUUGGAGGAGUUUCAGGGCUCAGUAAAAAGCAGUUUCUAAAAAUCAAUGGCUUUCCAAACGAAUACUGGGGCUGGGGAGGGGAGGACGACGACAUUUAUAACCGGAUCACUCUCAAUGGGAUGAAGGUGUCCAGGCCAGACGUUCGCAUCGGCCGCUACAGAAUGAUUAAGCAUGAGAGGGACAAACACAAUGAGCCAAACCCGCAGAGAUUCAACAAAAUACAGAACACAAAGAACACAAUGAAGAAGGAUGGCAUCAGUUCCUUGACCUAUAAACUGGUUCAGGUGAAGAAGUAUCCCAUGUACACGAACAUCUCUGUGGAGAUCGGCAAGCCACCGCCUCGACCCAUCAAAGGCUCAAGAGAAUAAGAGAGAGACGUUUAUUAAGUUGAUGGGGUUCACGUCAAGAGGGGAGAGACGAAAAGAAGAUCUGACUUUCUCUCUUUUUUUCCCCUCUGUUUAAUCGUUUGAGAUUUCAGCUCGACUUUUCAUAUGUUUUUUAGGGCUUAGGCUUUCUCCAAUUAAGAAUGCUAGCUGCUGCCUGGUAACAGUCAGUGGAAGUAAAAAACAACAUUUUGGAGGAACAUCAUCAACUGACUGAUGGGUUGUUUUCAAACUUGAGAGUCGUUCCGCGAACAAUCAUCUGUAAAGUGGAGGAAUCCUUCAACAUAUCGACCAGAACACAAAAUAUGGAUGUUCUAAAACACCUUGGUCUGUUCUGGAAAUCUACACAAAAUGACUCUGUAUCACUUUACAUAAAACAAAACUUCUGUUGAGCGGGAUUCUUGACUACGUCAAAGUGAUGCAGCUUCCAGUUGGGAAAUAUUACAUUUCUGAAGACAUACAGAGAUUUUCUGCAGGUCAUUGUUUAAAAUACCACUGGGACAUGAACAUGAAGUGGUUCGGAUGGUUUUCAGAAUCCCUGUGACAUCCUCUUGUCUUGAUGGAAGACAGGUUCCUGUUGAGAUUUGGAGUUUCCAGCCUUGAUCUCCGAACUCAUUCGCUCUGUCAAUGAAUGUUUAACAUGCCUGCAUCUGCAGCAGGAGACUCAAGUAAACAGAGCAGUAAAGAAACCCUGGGGGGGAAAAAUCCUCCUUUUUUUCUCUCUUCUUUUAUACAUUUCUGAACUUUAAAACAGAACUGGAUUUUUGUAACAAACGAUACCAUGAUAUGAAAUGUUUUCUUUAGUUUGCAGCACGGUGUAAGUCCGGCGAAAGGGCAUUUUAAAUGGAGAAAGUGAAAACAUACCGACAGCUCGGUUAUCAGCUCCAACUUUCAUUUUACUUUUUGAUAUUUUUCUCUUCAUGCCUUACUGCUGUUUUAAUAGGGUUACCAAUUCUCUAAAGGUGCACUACAAUCAAAG
Molecule: messenger RNA, 1591 nt
Organism: Cyprinodon tularosa
Lineage: Eukaryota; Metazoa; Chordata; Actinopteri; Cyprinodontiformes; Cyprinodontidae
Product: beta-1,4-galactosyltransferase 2-like
Exons: 5
Coding region: 1-597 (198 amino acids)
Biological process (GO): carbohydrate metabolic process
Molecular function (GO): glycosyltransferase activity
Source: RefSeq, a predicted model, not a curated record